AGUGUGUGGAGCUGCCUGCGCUCCGCCCGGGCUGUCAGUCCCGGCUCCAGCCGCCGCGAGACCUUCCCGGAGACGCGCGCACACACAGCGCACCCCCUGCACGCCGCACACCCUCGCUCCCUUGCUCACACACACGCACACACUCAGCCUGGCGGAGCAGGAGCCACUGACCGUUUUGCAAGUGCCCGGACCAGCUGCAGCGUGGUGGGCGCAAACAUCCCGCGUUCCCUUUCGGAGCUUUAGUCUAGGAGACGACGACGAGGGAAGAAGGUGGGCUCGGAGGCAGCCCAGGGGCCGGGCGCUGGUCGGGCCGUUUUCCUGUCAGAGCCGCUCCCCGGGACGGGCGCGGGCCUCGGCUGAGAGUAGAAUAAAGAGGAGCGGCCGCAGCCGCCGCGUGAGGACGAUGGGAACUCCCCUAUUUACAGCUCUGGAAACAAAUGGAUGGAAGUCCUGAAUGGAGCAACUGCUUACUUCAUCUGCUUGAAAAAUCGUCCAGAGGAACUCAUAUUUGGCUACUCAGAGCAGUGAUGGGGGUGUCCAUGACGUGGCAGGGGGAAAAUAGACAACCGAAACCUCCCGUGUGAACUGCAAACUGUGACCAAGCAAGGGGAAAACGAUCUGUCUCUAUUUUAAUUUCUUGCAAAGGGUUUCAAGCAUCUGUAUCCUAAACUUACUUCUAUGUCUUGUACCCAGUUCAGCAGAAACCAGAGGAGAGUCCUGUCUGGGGUCCCAUCAUUAUCCCGGAGACCCGCCACCAGCGGCCUGCCUUCGUUUACCCACAUCCCCCUGGAACGGAUAUCUGUUUGGGGCACUACAAUUUAUCCUGUAGAACUAUGGCCAAAUCUCCAUCACUGCUUUGCUAAUUUCGGGACUUAACUCGUAGAAUCUACAUGCAGGGCUGGAAUUUAUUACAAGUGUAUCUGAAGAAAUGACAUUUUAAACCGUUUUUUAAAAUACCUUGAUUAAAAAAAAUUCCUGUGAAAUAGGAUUUGAUAGGUUUAAAAACAUGACAGGUAAGAACUUUCUCUCUUUCUAGUCCCUUGACACCCGUCUUGGGGAAAGUCAAAGAGAAGCAGGACCCAGGAGGAAAGAGAGAUCGAGGACCCGAGUGCCCUUCUGGGCUCGCAGGCGCUGGGCGGGCGGCUGCUUUCGGGAGAGGCGCAGCCCUCGCUCCUGGACCACGGGGCCAGUGGCUGGGGAAGCUUCUGGGGCGCGCGCGGGGAGGCGGCGCUGCGCUCCACCUGCUCAGCCCCGGACGCAGCCCGGGGGCGAGGCGUCGAGGGACCACCCCAAUUCAAUAUUGGCAUUUUUAAUAAACCAAGGAAUGGGAUUUUAAUUAUUGAAAACCCAGCUCCUCCGGGUCAGAAUGCUGUUGGGAUGGUCCUGGUCACACAGUAUUAAAGAGACCGAUCGCUAAGAGGACAGGAAAAGCGUCCGAGACCGCCGUUGCAAUUACGAAUGGACCAGACUUGGUAGCACAGGGCAUUGAUUGCUGGUGCCCAACUGGACCCUCCUCCCCUCUCCCCAUCCCUUCCCCCACCCGAGGCAGGCUCCCGCGGCGGCCGGGACCUCGCGUCCCUGCAACGUGGCCGGGGCUGCAUUUUUCAUGAGCCCAGGGUGAACAGGUGCGAAGUGAGCUGGGAGCAUCCGGCCAGCGGCCGGGCGCCGGGAACAUGGAGAGCGAGCGCGACAUGUACCGCCAGUUCCAGGACUGGUGCCUCAGGACUUACGGGGACUCAGGCAAGACCAAGACGGUGACCCGUAAAAAAUACGAGCGGAUCGUCCAGCUCCUCAAUGGCUCCGAGUCGAGCUCCACGGACAACGCCAAAUUUAAAUUCUGGGUCAAAUCGAAGGGCUUCCAGCUGGGCCAGCCGGAUGAGGUCCGCGGGGGAGGCGGCGGCGCCAAGCAAGUGCUCUACGUGCCUGUCAAGACCACGGAUGGCGUAGGGGUAGAUGAGAAGCUGUCUUUACGACGGGUAGCUGUGGUUGAAGAUUUCUUUGACAUUAUUUAUUCGAUGCAUGUGGAAACGGGGCCAAAUGGAGAACAAAUUCGAAAACAUGCUGGACAAAAGAGAACUUACAAAGCAAUUUCAGAGAGCUAUGCAUUCCUACCAAGAGAAGCGGUGACACGAUUUCUAAUGAGCUGCUCAGAGUGCCAGAAAAGAAUGCAUUUAAACCCAGAUGGAACAGAUCAUAAAGAUAAUGGAAAACCUCCCACAUUGGUGACCAGCAUGAUUGACUACAAUAUGCCAAUUACCAUGGCCUACAUGAAGCACAUGAAACUGCAGCUGCUAAACUCUCAGCAAGAUGAGGAUGAAAGUUCAAUUGAAAGUGAUGAAUUUGACAUGAGUGAUUCAACACGGAUGUCAGCUGUGAACUCUGAUCUUAGCUCCAAUCUUGAAGAGAGAAUGCAAAGUCCCCAGACUCUUCAUGGCCAGCAAGAUGAUGAUUCUGCUGCAGAGAGCUUUAAUGGCAAUGAGACUCUGGGGCACAGUUCAAUUGCUUCAGGGGGAGCACACAGCAGGGAGAUGGGAGACUCCAACAGUGAUGGCAAAACUGGGCUGGAGCAGGAUGAACAGCCACUGAACCUCAGUGACAGUCCCCUCUCCGCGCAGCUAACUUCGGAAUACAGAAUAGAUGAUCACAACAGUAAUGGAAAAAACAAAUAUAAGAAUCUUCUAAUUUCUGACCUCAAGAUGGAACGAGAGGCGAGAGAAAAUGGAAGCAAGUCUCCUGCACAUAGUUACUCCAGCUAUGACUCUGGAAAAAACGAGAGUGUAGACCGAGGCGCUGAGGACCUCUCGCUAAACAGGGGGGACGAGGAUGAAGAUGACCACGAGGACCAUGACGAUUCGGAGAAAGUUAAUGAGACAGAUGGCGUGGAAGCCGAGCGGCUGAAAGCUUUUAAUAUGUUUGUCAGGCUGUUUGUAGAUGAAAACUUGGACCGAAUGGUCCCAAUCUCUAAGCAGCCCAAAGAAAAGAUCCAGGCUAUCAUUGACUCAUGCAGGCGACAAUUCCCUGAGUAUCAAGAGCGUGCCAGAAAACGUAUACGUACUUACCUCAAGUCCUGCAGGCGGAUGAAAAGAAGUGGUUUUGAGAUGUCUCGACCUAUUCCUUCCCACCUUACUUCAGCAGUUGCAGAGAGUAUCUUGGCUUCCGCUUGUGAGAGCGAGAGUAGAAAUGCCGCCAAGAGGAUGCGUCUGGAGAGACAGCAGGAUGAGUCUGCUCCAGCUGACAAACAGUGUAAACCAGAGGCGACCCAGGCCACUUAUUCAACAUCAGCUGUUCCAGGCUCACAAGAUGUGCUGUAUAUCAAUGGAAAUGGGACCUACAGUUACCAUAGUUACAGAGGGCUAGGAGGGGGACUGCUAAAUCUGAAUGAUGCUUCCAGCAGUGGACCCACUGAUCUCAGCAUGAAGAGGCAGUUGGCGACUAGCUCAGGAUCCUCCAGCAGCUCGAACUCCAGACCCCAGCUGAGUCCAACUGAAAUCAAUGCCGUGAGACAGCUUGUUGCAGGAUAUCGAGAAUCUGCUGCAUUUUUAUUGCGAUCUGCAGAUGAACUGGAAAAUCUUAUUUUACAACAGAACUGAAUCAGAUGACAGCCAUAUUCACUGAGGUCUAAAUUUGCAGUUUCCACUAAUGACAUUUUGAUUUCCCAACAGAGAUACUUCUGAUCUUACUGCACAGUCUUUUAAGAGAAAUACUUCCAUUAUGCCACAUUGUCCUUGAUCCAUAAAGUGAUGUGUUAAGGUGCUUCAAAGGAACUCUGACCUCUGAAGUACUUGAGAUAGUUUAAUAUGUCCAGCCUAUUGCUUUUUGUCAUAGUGUGUCAGCAUAAAUAUCAGGGGCAUAAAAGGCUAUCUAUCCUUAAUUCAAGGAUAAAACAGAAGAAGCUUGUGGUAUAAAACAAUAGUUCAAGAUCCAACUGAAAUAUUAGUGGAAUUUGCUACUGACUCAUUGAACUGAAAGCUGAAGUACCUGGCAAAAAAAAAAA
Molecule: messenger RNA, 3994 nt
Organism: Saimiri boliviensis boliviensis (Bolivian squirrel monkey)
Lineage: Eukaryota; Metazoa; Chordata; Mammalia; Primates; Cebidae
Gene: NOL4
Product: nucleolar protein 4
Source: RefSeq, a predicted model, not a curated record